This is a messenger RNA of Lingula anatina, 1036 nucleotides long. RefSeq names its product fucolectin-6-like. The record is from RefSeq and is a predicted model, not a curated record. Lineage: Eukaryota; Metazoa; Brachiopoda; Lingulata; Lingulida; Lingulidae.
AGAAUAACUUUCCGUUCGCCAUUUUCAAAUUGUUGUGUUACCAGUUACGGAUUCAGCAGAUACAUUAGGUUGGGACUUCUUGCGAUCCUGCUGAUAGAUCGACGCAUCACUGGCUUUCUCAGGAACAGACCUCUGAUCUGCCACAAUUACUCUUAGCAACUCAACAACCGGACAAGAACGGAGCGUUUUCUUGAUUUGUCUGCCAUUGAAAACUGCUGGAAUAACGGUGAUCUAUGUAUGAAUUGAGCAUGGUGCCCCUAAAACUGCUUCUUGUCGGAGUAACUGUGAUACUUUUAGGUACAACACUAUGCAGAGGUUGCACGCAGAAUUUGGCCAAAGGAAAACCCGCAUACCAAAGUUCCACCUACCAAAAUAGGUACGGAAUAACGGACUUGUACUAUGCCAGUCGUGCUGUGGAUGGUAACUAUAACGACAACGGUAAUCAUGGGAGUUGUUCCCACACCGAUGCUGGUCAGGGAGGAUGGUGGCUGGUGGACUUAAAAACCACGGCGAGGGUGGCCGGUGUUAUCAUAACAAACCGUCGCGACUGCUGCUCUUACCGUCUGACUAAUUUCGAAGUGAAAGUUGGAACCUCUUACGAUAAUAGUUCAUCAUUCACCCAGUACAAACUCUGCGCCAGUUACCCGGGGCAGGCUCCUGUGGGGAACACGUCUCUGUCCUGUGAAUCACCGCUGACAGGACGAUAUGUCUUGAUCAUUAAAGUUGGUAGUGACGACCAAGCAUUGCAGCUUUGUGAAGUGGAGGUCCAUGGAUUUAGAAGAUCAAUGAAGUUCAAGCAGGUAGCAGCAGAUGCUCGCGCAACCCUUGUGCCCCUAUCCACGCUGAAUGUCGGCAGCCUCAUCGAAUGCAGCAUCUCCUGUAUGCAGCGCUGGAAGUGUGCGGCCAUAAACGUUCUCUGUGCUGGAAAUAACCAAUGUGUCUGUGAACUUCUGCCCAGUACUGCCCAAUCCGGCGACUUGCAGGCACGCACUGGAUACAGUUAUUAUGAAGAUAACUGCUCGGGUACAGCGUAGGA